Molecule: messenger RNA, 1980 nt
Organism: Ascochyta rabiei
Lineage: Eukaryota; Fungi; Ascomycota; Dothideomycetes; Pleosporales; Didymellaceae
Product: Methylenetetrahydrofolate reductase (NAD(P)H)
Exons: 3
Coding region: 1-1980 (659 amino acids)
Biological process (GO): tetrahydrofolate interconversion
Cellular component (GO): cytosol
Molecular function (GO): FAD binding; methylenetetrahydrofolate reductase [NAD(P)H] activity
Source: RefSeq, a predicted model, not a curated record
AUGCACAUCUCCGAGAAGCUCGCCCGGUCGCGGGCCGAAGGGAAGCCAACCUUCUCCUUCGAAUUCUUCCCACCCAAGACUGCCCAGGGUGUGCAAAACCUCUACGACCGCAUGGACCGCAUGCACGGCUUCGGCCCCCAGUUCAUCGACAUCACCUGGGGCGCUGGAGGACGCCACUCGAAGUUGACCACCGAGAUGGUCAAGGUCGCCCAGACCGUAUACGGACUGGAGACGCUGAUGCACCUCACGUGCACCGACAUGGAGCGAUCGAAGCUCGACGACGCCCUCAACGACGCCUACCAGGCCGGCUGCACAAACAUCCUCGCCCUAAGAGGCGAUCCGCCGCGCGAGCGAGAGAAGUGGGAGGCAACCGAGGGCGGUUUCCACUACGCAAAGGAUCUGGUCAAAUACAUCAGGGACAGAUACGGCAACCACUUCGACAUUGGUGUCGCCGCAUAUUCCGAGGGCUGUGAUGACAAUGACGACGUCGACCAGCUCAUUGAUCAUUUGAAGGAGAAGAUCGACGCCGGUGCUACCUUCAUCGUCACCCAGAUGUUCUACGACAUCGACAUCUUCCUCGACUGGGUCAAGAAAGUUCGCGCCAAGGGCAUCGACGUCCCUAUUGUACCUGGCAUCAUGCCCAUCCACACGCACGCCGCCUUCCUGCGCCGAGCAAAUUGGACCCGCUGCAAAGUCCCACCAAAGUGGACAGAAGUAUUGGAGCCUAUCAAGAACGACGACGUACAGGUCCGUGAGAUGGGAAGUGAGCUUGUGGCAGAAAUGUGCCGGAAGCUUAUCGACGCUGACAUCUUGCACUUGCACUUCUACACCAUGAACCUCGCCCAAGCCACGCGUAUGGUGCUUGAAGAGCUCGAGCUUCUGCCCGACGUCGAGUCUCCGUUGGAGAAGCCCCUGCCAUGGCGGCCUUCCCUGGGUCUCAACCGCCGUGACGAGAACGUACGACCAAUCUUCUGGCGCAACCGCAACCGUUCAUACGUCGCCCGCACUCAAGAUUGGGACGAAUUUCCCAAUGGUCGAUGGGGAGACUCUCGAUCGCCUGCCUUUGGUGAACUGGACUCGUACGGCGUCGGUCUGAAGGGCACAAACGAGCAGAACAUCAAGCUCUGGGGCACGCCGACUUCAGUCCAGGACAUUUCCGACCUCUUUGUACGCUACAUGCAGGGCGAUCUCGGAUCCCUGCCUUGGAGUGAACAAGCCAUCACCGAGGAAGCCAACGCGAUCCAGAAAGAUUUGAUCGAUCUGAACCGGCGUGGAUUCCUGACCAUCAACUCCCAACCGGCUGUCAACGGCGCGAAGUCAUCUGAUCCGACCUUCGGAUGGGGUCCACGCAACGGAUACGUCUACCAGAAGUCCUACCUUGAGGUCCUCGUCUCCCCUGAGUACAUCUCUGAGAUCAUCACCCGCAUCGAGCGCGAUCCCGAGUUCACUUACUACGCUGUCAACAAGGACGGCGAUUUGAAGACAAACGCCCCCAGCGAGGGUCCCAACGCCGUCACCUGGGGUGUGUUCCCUGGUAAGGAGAUUGUCCAACCGACCAUUGUCGAGACCGUCAGUUUCCUUGCGUGGAAGGACGAGUUUUACCGUCUCGGUCAAGAUUGGGCGAACUGUCACGCGAGCACCAGCCCUGCGAGAUACGUUAUUGGCGACCUGAUCGACACCUGGUACCUCCUCAACAUUGUGCACAACGACUUCCAUGUUACCAGCGGCAUCUUCCCCCUCUUUGACGGUCUGGAGGUGGAGGGUAUGGGAAAGAAGUUUGAGAACGGAAUUACCGCGGAUGUGUCCACCAAUGGUCAUGCAGACACCAAUGGUUCAAACGGCACUGCUAAUGGCGACAAGCCCGACGUCCCCCAGAAAGAUCCAAAGGAGGCGAAGGACGAAAAGAGCCUCCUCGCGACUGCAAAGGCAGCAGCAGUCGAAGUCACCAACGGUAUCAAGAACCUGGCCGUCUCCAACUAA